Messenger RNA from Guyanagaster necrorhizus, 1117 nucleotides. RefSeq lists its product as uncharacterized. Bases 60 to 1019 code for a protein of 319 amino acids. NCBI's taxonomy places the organism in Eukaryota, Fungi, Basidiomycota, Agaricomycetes, Agaricales, Physalacriaceae. The record is from RefSeq and is a predicted model, not a curated record. The transcript has 3 exons.
UAGAAGGUACGAAAGUUCCACCAUAAUGCUGUUGAGCGAUCCUCCCCACGAACCAGAAAAUGGCCAAGAAGAAGUGGUAUGCAGUUACCGCUGGACGAGCGGUUGGACUGUUCGAUAACUGGCUACUCGUCGCGCCGCUCGUCAUUGGCGUCUCCGAGUCACAUUAUGUGAGCUUCACCUCUGAAGAAGAUGCCUGGGAGGCAUACGAGGAAGCGAGAGGGGAAGGGAAUAUACGAAUUCUUCCCGCUGGUGGCAAGUCCAAGUCGUCGCGGUCGUGUAAUCCUUCCCGGAGUGACGAGCACCAUUCAUCUGCUACUAAUGCUGAUCCCGAGCCGUCACAAGGAUGCAAUGCCAUCUUGACUACUGCUGUCACUUCUCCUCCAGAGAUGGUAACGUUGGUAGGAGGGAAGUCUCCUGCGAGCUCCAAGGCUGGCCCUGCUGCAGCGCCACCUUUUCCUCUCGCUCUCUCAUUGUCUAGCAAGGCGACUAGGUCUAUCAAGACAGAUGAAUUCGUGCGCCUCUACGUCGCCUCUUCUUCCAAGACGGAGAGUGAACCCACCAAUGUGUCCCGUAGUAAAGGCAGCCCUGGUGGAGGCCGUACCACCCCCGUUCUUCCCAAAGUCAGGCGCAUCGUAGUCCAGACACCUUCCUUUCUUUGUCCGUAUCCCGACGAACCUGAAAGCCCUGAUGAUGAACAGCCCGUGUCGCCUUCGCCUGCUGAUUUACUGAGCCCUCUCACAUCUCCCCGUUUACACACUCCGGAACCCUACGAGGGACCGUUGAGUCCUCCACCACAGGCUCAAAAGUCUCCAGGAUGUAGGCAGCAUAGUACGGCUAGUAGUAUAAUGUUGGCCAUGCGCAUGGCUCCUUCUCAAGUAACUGGUGGGACAUUGUACGAUGCUGUGGCGGACCCUCGUUCACCUCUGGCGAAAACGGCUUCAAUUCCUCGAGAUAGCCGGCCGUUCCGUCGUCCUUCCCCCAAUUAUAGUCUUUACGGUGCUCUGGUAGGACCUGAUUAAUAAUGGAAUUUGUUACUUUUGUUGCUGUAUCUUGUGCUUCACAUAUAUAUAUGCCUUCCCUGUAGAAAUAAUAUAAAAUACGACUGUGGUAAAUAACG